UUUCCCCCUCAGCUCUCACUCAUUGUUCCAGUCCAAUAGAAACCCUAAAUCAAAGACAUGCCAUUCAUUUCGAAAAUUCAGAGGCAAACGGAUUACAAUCGGUUCCCUCCAUCAACUCCCAUCGUCAUCGACAAUGGCGCUUCCUAUUUUCGCAUUGGUUGGGCUGGAGAGACUGAGCCACGGGUUGUUUUCCGUAACAUCGUUCAAAGACCACGCCAUAAAUCCACUGGGGAAACUGUGACAAUUGUUGGUGAUCAUGAUACUUCUUUAUUGAGAUAUUUCGAUUGCAGUCGUGCUGGUCCUCGUUCCGCUUUCGAUAACAAUGUUAUUUGUCAGUUUGAAAUCAUGGAAUAUAUUCUCGACUUUGCAUUUGAUCGGUUGGGUGCUAAUGGAUCUCAGAUUGAUCAUCCUAUCUUGAUCACGGAAUGUGUAUGCAACCCAGUUUAUUCCCGCAGUAAAAUGGCAGAACUUCUUUUUGAGACUUACGGGGUUCCAUCUGUAGCAUUUGGUGUUGAUGCUGUUUUCAGCUAUAAGUAUAAUCAACUGCACGGGCUUUGUGAGAAAGACGGUCUAGCUAUCUGUCCCGGAUUCACCACUACUUAUGUCAUUCCCUUUGUUAAUGGGGAGCCGGUUUACAAAGGAUGCUGCCGAACGAACAUUGGUGGAUUCCAUGUCACCGACUAUUUGAAGCAACUUCUUUCACUUAAGUAUCCUCAUCACAUGUCUAGAUUUACGUGGGAAAAGGUCGAAGACUUGAAGAUGGAACACUGCUAUAUUGCACCUGAUUAUGCCUUGGAAGCUCGAUUGUUUCAGAAAGGCGGCAAGGAAGCGGAAGACAAAACGAGGUGUUGGCAGCUCCCAUGGGUUCCGCCACCAAUCGAAGAACCUCCUUCGGAAGAAGAGAUAGCUAGAAAAGCUGCUAUAAGGGAAAGGCAAGGACAAAGAUUGAGAGAAAUGGCUGAAGCGAAGAGGUCGUCUAGAAUAAACGAACUAGAAAAUCAAUCGCACGGGUUAGAAUUUCUUUUGCAACAACUCGGACAAAUUCAACAGGAAGAAGUUCCUUCUUUCCUUUCGGAAACCGGUUAUACUUCUAAACAAGAAAUAGAAUCGACGCUUACGAAGGUGACACAGUCGUUAAGAAAAGCAAAAGGUGAACCAAAGCCUGAACAAGCUGAAAACGAGGAGAAGACGGAUUCUUCUACGAGCGAAAAAUAUCCUCUUAUAAACGUUCCUGAUGAUAUGCUGACCCCCGAGCAGCUCAAGGAAAAGAAGAGGCAGAUAUUUCUUAAAACCACAACAGAGGGCCGGCAGCGAGCUAAACAGAAACGUUUCGAAGAAGAACUAGAACGAGAAAGGAAAACCCGGCAAGAUGAAGAAAGACGUUUGGAGAACCCUCGACUUUAUCUCGAACAGAUGCAUACUAGAUACAAAGAACUGCACGAGAAGGUCGAACAGCGGAAAAAACUCAAGACAAACGGAGGUUAUACCAAUGGGGGUAGUGUGUCCGGGGGUGUCGGGCGUGGGGAAAGACUGAAUGCAGCUCAGAGGGAAAGAAUGCGCCUCUUGACGACUGCAGCUUUUGACCGAGGUAAAGGUGAGGAUACUUUCGGUGCCAGAGACGAAGAUUGGCAACUUUACAAACUAAUGGGAAAAGAUGACGAUGACGAUGAUGAUGAAGCUGAUGAAGAUGAAGCGGAGCUGGCCCGUGUUUGUUCUAGGCUCCAGGAGAUAGACCCAACAUUUGUGCCUAAACCCGAACCAACACCUUCACAGCCGGCUACAGCCGAGGCACCACAUGUUCGUCCACUCACCAAGGAAGACUUCCAAAUUGUGCUUGGGGUCGAAAGGUUCCGAUGCCCUGAAAUAUUAUUCCACCCGAACUUGGUCGGGAUAGAUCAAGCGGGUCUAGAUGAGAUGACCAGGGUCUCAAUAAGAAGGUUGCCAUCCAAGGACGAGGCACUGGAGAAUAGGUUGACCAGUUCUAUUUUAAUGACUGGUGGGUGCAGUCUCUUUCCCGGUAUAAACGAACGACUGGAAGCCGGAGUCCGGAUGCUUCAACCAUGUGGGUCACCGAUUAAGGUGGUAAGAGCAUUAGAUCCCAUUCUCGAUGCAUGGCGCGGUGCUUCCGUUUUUGCUGCAAACUCGAAGUUCCAACAGCAAACAUUUGGUCGGUCGGAUUUUUACAAGGGUGAGGAGUGGCUUCGCCGAUAUCAACUGCGGUAUACACUGUAAAAGUUUAUUUUGAGAGAGUAGUACAUGAAUAUCCAUCAGCUUAACAUUAUCCAUGGAAACUUUGAACUUUCAAAAUGGUAAUUAAUCUUGGGUAAAUU
Molecule: messenger RNA, 2330 nt
Organism: Hibiscus syriacus
Lineage: Eukaryota; Viridiplantae; Streptophyta; Magnoliopsida; Malvales; Malvaceae
Product: actin-related protein 5-like
Exons: 12
Coding region: 58-2232 (724 amino acids)
Biological process (GO): regulation of DNA-templated transcription
Cellular component (GO): cytoplasm; Ino80 complex
Source: RefSeq, a predicted model, not a curated record